Oncorhynchus kisutch (coho salmon) is the source of this 4898-nucleotide messenger RNA. RefSeq lists its product as uncharacterized. NCBI's taxonomy places the organism in Eukaryota, Metazoa, Chordata, Actinopteri, Salmoniformes, Salmonidae. The transcript has 13 exons. The record is from RefSeq and is a predicted model, not a curated record. Bases 3634 to 4389 code for a protein of 251 amino acids.
CGGUCGUCUCGCGCCAAUUUGCCGUGUGCAGGCCACCAUAUCAAAGGCACUCUUUCGAUAUAAAGUCAUUUUUUUAUGAAACUAGUUUGAGUAGUAACAUGUUCAAAUAGUUAAGACAUUGGCUCAAAUCUAGAAUGUGCCUUUGAAUUUUGAGAAAGUUAACAGCUAAGGAAGAAUAUUUCUCUUGUCUCAUUGACUUCUCAAACCCGAAUCCCCAGCCUGGUCUACUUAAUCUGUUUAGCAAGCGUUCCUGCGAUGUUGCGUAUCAAGGUUUAGAAACUGUGGUGAUACAGUCACUUAUAACUCCUCCUGUUUUCUAAACGGAAUUUACUGAAGCAGGAAGAAGAAAAGUGAAACAUUUUUUACAGAACCAGAAGGCAAGACCACAGACUAAAAUGUAUCCAUUCAGCCUGUUUGUUUUUUUGGUGCUCCCAUAUCAAGCUUGCUUAGCAUGCUCUCCCAUCAAGAAAAUGGAGAGGUGUGAAGAUUUGAGGACGGGAAUUGGAUAUGUGUACCCAUAUGAAACUCCGGCUGGAUCUGAAAUUGAGGUGUACUCAAACAAUACUCCAAUAGCCUACCGUGGCAUGAACAAGCCUUUUGAGGCACAUCUCUCUGAUAAGGUGAUAAAUGUGAACAACAGUGCUGUCAUCCUCUCUGAAUGCCUGAAUCUGACAUUCAAAUUAUUUCAUGUUCUCCAGGGCAAGGUGGAGGAGCGCCAUUUGUAUUACAUUGUUGCAGGGCAAGGUGGAGGAGCGCCAUUUGUAUUACAUUGUUGCAGGUAAAGAAUGAUUUUAGAGAUGCUUACUUCCCAUGUGUCUUCUCUUAAGGGCAAGGUGGAGGAGCGCCAUUUGUAUUACAUUGUUGCAGGUAAAGAAUGAUUUUAGAGAUAUUUACUUCCCAUGUGUCUUCUCUUAAGGGCAAGGUGGAGGAGCGCCAUUUGUAUUACAUUGUUGCAGGUAAAGAAUGAUUUUAGAGAUGCUUACUUCCCAUGUGUCUUCUCUUAAGGGCAAGGUGGAGGAGCGCCAUUUGUAUUACAUUGUUGUAGGUAAAGAAUGAUUUUAGAGAUGCUUACUUCCCAUGUGUCUUCUCUUAAGGGCAAGGUGGAGGAGCGCCAUUUGUAUUACAUUGUUGUAGGUAAAGAAUGAUUUUAGAGAUGCUUACUUCCCAUGUGUCUUCUCUUAAGGGCAAGGUGGAGGAGUGCCAUUUGUAUUACAUUGUUGUAGGUAAAGAAUGAUUUUAGAGAUGCUUACUUCCCAUGUGUCUUCUCUUAAGGGCAAGGUGGAGGAGUGCCAUUUGUAUUACAUUGUUGUAGGUAAAGAAUGAUUUUAGAGAUGCUUACUUCCCAUGUGUCUUCUCUUAAGGGCAAGGUGGAGGAGUGCCAUUUGUAUUACAUUGUUGUAGGUAAAGAAUGAUUUUAGAGAUGCUUACUUCCCAUGUGUCUUCUCUUAAGGGCAAGGUGGAGGAGUGCCAUUUGUAUUACAUUGUUGUAGGUAAAGAAUGAUUUUAGAGAUGCUUACUUCCCAUGUGUCUUCUCUUAAGGGCAAGGUGGAGGAGUGCCAUUUGUAUUACAUUGUUGUAGGUAAAGAAUGAUUUUAGAGAUGCUUACUUCCCAUGUGUCUUCUCUUAAGGGCAAGGUGGAGGAGCGCCAUUUGUAUUACAUUGUUGCAGGUAAAGAAUGAUUUUAGAGAUAUUUACUUCCCAUGUGUCUUCUCUUAAGGGCAAGGUGGAGGAGCGCCAUUUGUAUUACAUUGUUGCAGGUAAAGAAUGAUUUUAGAGAUGCUUACUUCCCAUGUGUCUUCUCUUAAGGGCAAGGUGGAGGAGCGCCAUUUGUAUUACAUUGUUGCAGGUAAAGAAUGAUUUUAGAGAUAUUUACUUCCCAUGUGUCUUCUCUUAAGGGCAAGGUGGAGGAGCGCCAUUUGUAUUACAUUGUUGCAGGUAAAGAAUGAUUUUAGAGAUGCUUACUUCCCAUGUGUCUUCUCUUAAGGGCAAGGUGGAGGAGCGCCAUUUGUAUUACAUUGUUGCAGGUAAAGAAUGAUUUUAGAGAUAUUUACUUCCCAUGUGUCUUCUCUUAAGGGCAAGGUGGAGGAGCGCCAUUUGUAUUACAUUGUUGCAGGUAAAGAAUGAUUUUAGAGAUGCUUACUUCCCAUGUGUCUUCUCUUAAGGGCAAGGUGGAGGAGCGCCAUUUGUAUUACAUUGUUGUAGGUAAAGAAUGAUUUUAGAGAUGCUUACUUCCCAUGUGUCUUCUCUUAAGGGCAAGGUGGAGGAGCGCCAUUUGUAUUACAUUGUUGUAGGUAAAGAAUGAUUUUAGAGAUGCUUACUUCCCAUGUGUCUUCUCUUAAGGGCAAGGUGGAGGAGUGCCAUUUGUAUUACAUUGUUGUAGGUAAAGAAUGAUUUUAGAGAUGCUUACUUCCCAUGUGUCUUCUCUUAAGGGCAAGGUGGAGGAGUGCCAUUUGUAUUACAUUGUUGUAGGUAAAGAAUGAUUUUAGAGAUGCUUACUUCCCAUGUGUCUUCUCUUAAGGGCAAGGUGGAGGAGUGCCAUUUGUAUUACAUUGUUGUAGGUAAAGAAUGAUUUUAGAGAUGCUUACUUCCCAUGUAUCUUCUCUUAAGGGCAAGGUGGAGGAGUGCCAUUUGUAUUACAUUGUUGUAGGUAAAGAAUGAUUUUAGAGAUGCUUACUUCCCAUGUGUCUUCUCUUAAGGGCAAGGUGGAGGAGUGCCAUUUGUAUUACAUUGUUGUAGGUAAAGAAUGAUUUUAGAGAUGCUUACUUCCCAUGUGUCUUCUCUUAAGGGCAAGGUGGAGGAGCGCCAUUUGUAUUACAUUGUUGCAGGUAAAGAAUGAUUUUAGAGAUAUUUACUUCCCAUGUGUCUUCUCUUAAGGGCAAGGUGGAGGAGCGCCAUUUGUAUUACAUUGUUGCAGGUAAAGAAUGAUUUUAGAGAUGCUUACUUCCCAUGUGUCUUCUCUUAAGGGCAAGGUGGAGGAGCGCCAUUUGUAUUACAUUGUUGUAGGUAAAGAAUGAUUUUAGAGAUGCUUACUUCCCAUGUGUCUUCUCUUAAGGGCAAGGUGGAGGAGUGCCAUUUGUAUUACAUUGUUGUAGGUAAAGAAUGAUUUUAGAGAUGCUUACUUCCCAUGUGUCUUCUCUUAAGGGCAAGGUGGAGGAGUGCCAUUUGUAUUACAUUGUUGUAGGUAAAGAAUGAUUUUAGAGAUGCUUACUUCCCAUGUGUCUUCUCUUAAGGGCAAGGUGGAGGAGUGCCAUUUGUAUUACAUUGUUGUAGGUAAAGAAUGAUUUUAGAGAUGCUUACUUCCCAUGUGUCUUCUCUUAAGGGCAAGGUGGAGGAGUGCCAUUUGUAUUACAUUGUUGUAGGUAAAGAAUGAUUUUAGAGAUGCUUACUUCCCAUGUGUCUUCUCUUAAGGGCAAGGUGGAGGAGCGCCAUUUGUAUUACAUUGUUGCAGGUAAAGAAUGAUUUUAGAGAUAUUUACUUCCCAUGUGUCUUCUCUUAAGGGCAAGGUGGAGGAGCGCCAUUUGUAUUACAUUGUUGCAGGUAAAGAAUGAUUUUAGAGAUGCUUACUUCCCAUGUGUCUUCUCUUAAGGGCAAGGUGGAGGAGCGCCAUUUGUAUUACAUUGUUGCAGGUAAAGAAUGAUUUUAGAGAUAUUUACUUCCCAUGUGUCUUCUCUUAAGGGCAAGGUGGAGGAGCGCCAUUUGUAUUACAUUGUUGCAGAGAGGGAGCAUGUGGCUAUGACAACUAUCAAUCUGACUGACAAUCUGACUGACACCUCGGACAACACAUCAGGAAAUGGGGACAAAGCCAAAGCCACUGGCCACACAAAGGAAAUCACUGCUGGUGUUCUGGUGUUCUUGGUUCUGCUGCUGGGCUUUGCUGGUUUCUUAGUGUACAGAUAUGGCAACAUUCCUUGGAGAGACAAAUAUCCAUUUGCUCUUGUACAGCUAGUUCAGCUGGGUCGGGACUACCUUAACACCAACAGGGAAAACCAGAGGAACCAGGGGGAUGGGGUGGAAGAGGAGAGGGAGCCACCACACAGUCAGGAGACACAUGUUGAGUCCUCUCUGCUGAAUGGGCAUCUUGUGAACAGCAGACAAGGAGAGGGAGGUGAGCCAAGCGAGAGGUUCGUUCAGCCAAUGGGCCGUGAGGGAACAGAUACUGAAUUCUCUCAGAAGAGACAUGCUGGAUUUCCUCUGGUGAAUGGAAACCAUAAGGCCAGGGUUAACGAUGAGACUAAGGAAGCGACUCCUAGUGCACAGAGUCCAGGACCUCCUCAGACGAAUGGAGGACCUCCUAUGUCUGACAGGUUGGAGAACAACCCUGUUGGUCAGAGGAUGAAGAAAACUGCUCUGGUGAACAAGCAGGACCAAGACUGGUCAGCAACGGCAUGAAGCCAGUUGAAAAUAUAUAAUAUAUAAGAUGAAACUAAGUGUAAAUAUAAUCAAAUAUAACAUGAUAUACAACAGUAAUAUAGAACAGAUAUACAACAUGAUAUACAACAUAAUAUAGAACAGUAUAAUAUGACAUUAUAUAAUAUCGUAACACUUAGUUGAAGCUGCUUCUUGUAUAGUGUUAUAUAUUCUAAUGAAUGCAUUCUUAACAACAUGAAUGAUGCAUUAAUGCAUACAUAGGACAUAACUGUAUAGUACAAUUAUAAUAUAAUACUGUGCUGGUAAGCUGCUAGCUGUGGGGUUGCCCCCAGCUGUGGUUUCUAUCAUUCAGAGUAUCUACGCUCAACUGUGGUUCAAAUCCAUAGUUUUUAGCUUAGUUGUUACUGUAAACUAGCACUUCUUAGAGACAAAGUUAUGGGACAUGCUGUAUAACUACUUACCAUUCUGAAGUGUAACAGUCAAGUUUAUAUGUAACGAUUGUUAAUCCCUUUUUUAAAUGUUUAUUUAUA